AUGGCAGACGUACCGAUCGAUUGUGAAUUCCCUGUUUGGGGAUUAAUGCCUAAAAGAGAAACAGGGGUCGUCUCAUUUUUAAAUAAAUAUCCUGAAUAUGAUGGCAGGAACACAGUUAUUGCUAUAUUAGACUCGGGCGUGGAUCCCGCCGCAGAGGGUCUUAAGGUUACUAGUACAGGAGAGACUAAAGUUAUCGAGAGGUACGACUGCAGUGGUUGUGGUGAUGUGGACACGAGCACGGUGGUGAAAAAAGUAGUGGAUGGAUACAUAACCGGCAUUACUGGACGUAAAUUAAAGAUUCCAGAAACAUGGGACAAUCCAAAGGGUGAAUGGCGUAUAGGUGUUGUUUAUCCAUUUAGUUUAUAUCCAACAAAGGUGAAGGAGAGGAUCCAAGAACACCGCAAGGAACACUUGUGGGAUGUUGGACAGAAACCUGCUAUGGCUAAGGCCACUAAAGACUUGCAGGAUUUUGAAAAUGAAGUUUCUUCAAAAACCACCUUGAGUCAAGAGGAGAAGCAAAUGAAGGAAGAGCUGGAAGCCAGAGUGGAGGUGUUGAAGGAACUUGACAAGAAAUAUACAGACGUGGGACCCACGUACGACUGUGUGCUGUACCACGACGGAACGGUGUGGAGAGCAUGCAUCGACACGUCCGAGGAAGGCGACUUAUCGUCGGGCGUGUUGCUGGGCGAGUACAGCGUGACUCACGAACACGCGCACCUCACGCCUCUAGACGAGAUGACGGUCAGUGUGAACGUACACAACAAUGGAGACACGCUCGAAGUGGUCGGCAUGUGUUCGACCCACGGUACCCACGUAGCGGCCAUAGCGGCGGGUUACUUCCCCGACGACCCCGAAAGGAACGGAGUGGCGCCGGGGGCGAAGAUUAUAUCACUGACUAUAGGAGACAGUCGGCUGGGGUCCAUGGAGACGGGCACGGCGCUCGUGCGGGCCUGUGUGAAGGUCAUGGAGCUGGCUGACACCAGCCGCGUGGACGUCAUCAACAUGAGCUACGGGGAACACGCGCACUGGUCCAACGCCGGUCGUGUGGGGGAGAUCAUCAGUAUGGUGGUGAACAAGUACGGCGUGUCGUGGGUCGUGUCCGGAGGGAACCACGGACCGGCGCUGGCCACGGUCGGUGCGCCGCCUGACAUCGCGCAACCUAUACUCAUAGGUGUGGGCGCGUACGUGUCGUCGGAGAUGAUGUUAGCGGCGUACUCGAUGCGCGCGCGAGGCUCGCCCGGCGCCUUCAGCUGGAGCAGCCGCGGGCCCUGCAGCGACGGAGCGCUCGGCAUCUCGGUCUGCGCGCCCGGCGCCGCGCUCGCAUCUGUAGCCAGGUUCACUCUGAGGAACUCCCAGCUCAUGAACGGCACGUCCAUGGCGGCGCCGCACGUGGCCGGGGCUGUCGCGGCGUUGAUCUCCGGUCUGUCGAGUCGCGGGCUGCCUCACUCGCCCUACUCCAUGAAGCGAGCCUUGGAGAACACCGCCACGUACUUGGAACACGUGGAGCCAUGGGCGCAGGGGGCCGGCCUGCUUAAUAUAGAGAAGGCGUUCGACCACCUGGUGUCUCACCACGCGGCGGUGGAGCGUGACGUCACGUUCAAUAUAAAGUGCGGUACUAACAACGCUAAGGGGAUCUUCCUCCGACCUCGAGCCGGCGACCCGCCCAGAGACAUCAACGUUACUGUGGAGCCGCAGUUCCUGGAGGACUACCGGGACCUGAACAAGCGGGCGGUGAUGGAGCGCCAGUUGUCGUUCGAGGUCCGCCUGGCGCUGACCGCGGGCCCGGCCUGGCUGCACGGGCCCAAGCACCUGCACCUGGCCGCCGCGCCCCGGGCCUUCGGGCUCAGGGUACACACUGCGGACCUGCCUCCGGGACCUCACUUCGCCAGCGUGAACGCGUACGACGUGUCGUGCGUGUCCAAGGGGCCGGUGUUCCGCGUGUCGGUGACGGUGCUGCAGCCUGAGCCGCUGGCAGGUCUGCCACACGAGCCCCACAUCCGGCUCACGGACGUUCUGUUCCGCCCGUCAGCCAUCAAGAGACACAUCAUAGUAGUCCCGUCGGAGGCGUCGUGGGGCGUGGUCCGCGUGGUCCGUCGCGGCGGGGAGAGCUCGUCCCGGUUCCUGGUGCACGUGAUGCAGCUCGCGCCGCGCCGCUCGUGCCGCGACCACGAGACGCAUCGCAUCAUGACGCUCGGCCCGCACGCGCCCGUACACGCUCCCUUCAGACUACUGGGCGGCGUGACGGUGGAGGUUGCGAUCGCCAAGUACUGGGCCAACGCGGGCGACGUUACAGUGGACUAUACUAUAGAACUUCACGGACUGAAGCCGGACUGCGGGCCGCGACUUACACUGACCAGUGCGGCGCUGGGCAGCGUGCGGCUCACGGCGCUCCGCCCGCUGGACGUGCAGCCCACCGCCGUGCUCAAACAUAUCGAGCCUGUGUAUAGACCGUCCGAGUCCAAGCUGUGUUCGUUGAACGCUCGUGACGUCAUCCCCCCCUCCAGACAGAUCUACCAGCUGCUCAACACGUAUACCUUCAAUAUACCUAAAGCUACCGAGGUGUCGCCGAUGGUGCCGAUGUUGUGUGACAUGUUGUACGAGUCGGAGUUCGAGUCCCAGAUGUGGAUGUUGUACAACAGCUGCAAGCAACUAGUGGCUGUAGGGGACGCCUACCCCUCUAAGUACUCAGCCAAGGUUGAUAAGGGCGAGUACACCCUCCGUCUGUCCGUCCGUCACGAGAGCCGCGCGCUGUUGGAGCGACUCACGGAGCUGCCGGUCGUGGUGCAGCAGAGACUCGCGCAGCCAGUCACGCUGGACGUGUACAGUGACCAGCCGCAGGCGCUGACCGGUGGGAAGAAGUUCACAUCAGCGUCUCUGGCCAGCGGUGAAGUACUGCCUUUAUACUUCGCGCCGCUCCCCGCUGAUAAAAUAAGUCGUUCGAGCCUGUCUAUCGGCGUGUCUCUGACGGGCACGGUGUCGUUCGUGAAGGACGAGCUGGGCCACAAGGUGGACGUGUACCCGCUCACUGUCAACUUACUGGACGGACCGCGCCGGACCAUCAAGGACAAUCGGCGACACGACGACUACCACGACGCGCUGAGGGAGUUCACUGUAGGAUGGAUGGCUAAGAUGGAGGGAGAAAAGUUGGACCAGGUGUACGAAGAAAUAUUAGAGAAAUUCCCGAACUUCAUCGGAGCUCAUGUGGCUUAUAUGAACAGUCUGGACUCACCGACUGACCCCAAGAGGUUACCGAAUACAGAAGACGGAGCGAACGGAUUGAAACCGGCUCAAGACGAACAGAUUAUAAGCAUCGCUGAUAAGGUCAUCAAGAGUAUAGAUCAGGACAAGUUACUGGCGCACCUGGGGACCAAGAACGACAUGCGGCCCGACUCUAAUAAGAUAAAACAAGAGUUCGAUCGUCAGCGCGGCUAUCUUAUCGAGGCGUUGUGUCGUCGCGGCUCCGCACUAUGUCGUCUAGGACGGCCGGCUUCCGUUUUACACGAGAACGCGAACACAUUACUGAAGUACACGGAGCUGAGUGAACCUCGCGCCUUACAAUAUGGUCUAUGGCACUGGACUGCCCUGGAGCAGUGGGGGCGAGCUAUGAGGCUGUGGUUAAGGACGAGUGAGGAGCGACCCUCACGAGAUGUGGACCAGCGAGCAGCGCGCGCCGCACGCGAGCUGGGCUGGACGCACGUGGCCGCGCAUCUUACCGCCGCCGCGCCCCACAGACACGCCGCGCACUACCGACCCUUCUGA
Molecule: messenger RNA, 3759 nt
Organism: Danaus chrysippus (African queen)
Lineage: Eukaryota; Metazoa; Arthropoda; Insecta; Lepidoptera; Nymphalidae
Source: the annotation of a GenBank genome assembly